GUUGGUUGCUUGGCUGCCUUUUUGCACCAGCCCGGCCUCCUCCGGGGGCUCAAGCGGGGCAAAGGCGGCAGGAAAGAGGCCGGCUUCCCUCCGCAGGACCCGCCCGUGGGCGGCGCAGCUGCUCGGCGACCUGGAAGCGGCUCCGGGGAGAGGCACCGUCGACUUCCUGGGCAGCCCAGACUGCCAUGGCUCGGCCCCCAAGGUGGUAGCUGUGAGGAGUUGUUGCUUCUGCUGAAGAAGAUGCCGUCCAGGACGAAUUUGGCUGCUUCCAUCCCCAGCAGCAAAGUGAAAUAUUCUAAGCUCGCUUGCACGGAUGAAGGAUACAUUGACCUGCAGUUCAAGAAGAGCCCCCCAAAAGUUCCCUACAAGGCAAUCGCGCUGGCCACGGUGCUGUUCCUGAUUGGGACCCUCCUCAUCAUCAUUGGUGCGCUCCUCCUGGCGGGAUAUAUUAGCCAAGGGGGAACCGAUCGCGCCAUUCCUGUCUUGAUCAUCGGAAUCCUGGUUUUCCUUCCUGGCUUCUAUCACUUGCGAAUCGCCUACUUCGCUUCCAAAGGCUACCGGGGCUACUCCUACGACGACAUCCCGGAUUUCGAUGAUUAGAAGGCUGUGAAGAAGGCGGAGCUUUGGGCCGCCCGGAUCUCGGCCUGGCUCCGGCUCCAGAGAGAGAAGAUGCAAAAAAUAAGCUUACUCGGGCGAUGCUCUCUUUGGACAAUCAACCUAGCAGCUGUUAAUACCCAUUAAGGAUUUCUUUGGUUAGGACUUUCGAUUCUUGGUUUUCCUCUCUGGCCCCUCCGGGAAAAUAAAAUUAGCUGCGUCACACGGAGGAGGUCUUGCGAGACCAGCUUCUGGUUUGAGGUGGGAAGUUCUUUGACAGCUGUGCUCCCACCAAGCCUCAGGAGGAAAAGAAACUCAGGGUUUAAUAGGCACUUCUACUUUAUUAUUAUUAUUAUUUCACUUCUUCCUCUAGAACAGAACCUCUGCAAAGCUGAUAUCUGGAUCCAGGGGUGAAAGGUGGGGCCCUAAUUAAAUAUGUCUAGGCCAGGGGCCAACAUUAAGAAAGCUGACCUCUCGUUGUUGAAUUGUGACAUCUGAGGCAAGCCCAGCCUUCAAUGCAUCUCUGAGCUCCGUUUGCAGGGGAAUUAAGCAGGGUUACGGCUUGGCCCGUCCUAGAGAUGAGGCAGAAUAAUUUUAGCGUUCGAAACAUGUUGCAUUCCCCCACACCCCAAAAAAAUAUUCCAAUUUCCCCUUGGGCAGCAACCAACAAAUGUGAGCCAGGAGGGACUUCAUGUUUCAUCCUGGGCAGAUUUUUGUUACGUCAGGAAAAGUGUGUAGCUAGUCCUCUUGAAGCAAGCAAUAGAGGGGGGGGGGUGGGGGGGUUUCUCCAAUCCCAGCUUGAUCGCUUCAGGAUCUUGGUGAAGAGAGAUUUUGUGAUCAGAUUCUGUCCUCCUAUGUCUUCAGAUUUUUCAACCCAUGUCUGCGGAUCAGGAUCUUAGGAUCCCCAGAUCCCAUUCCAAGGAUGUUAGAAUUGGCUCCUCGGGAAAGUAAGCCAACAGUGAGGGGGCAUCCUCGGAUGGAAUUGGGCUGUGACCCAGCCCUCGGGGCCAGACAAGACUCCCUCGGAAAACAACAUGGAGCACAUUCCGGAGACAUCAAAAUGAAAUGAUGUGUAAAAAAAUAGGUCAAAUGCAGAGGCAGAAAAUCAAAUACUUUGGUUAAAAAGCAGCACCCCUUUCUCCACAGACAGAUACUCGUCUGUUUCGAAAGUCUGUGUGAAUCAGGGGUGGACAACCGUGGGCCCUUUAAGACCUGUGAACUUCCACUCUCAGGAACUCUGGGAGUUGAAGUCUACAGGUCCUAAAGCAGUGUUUCUCCAACCUUGGAAGCUUGAA
This is a messenger RNA of Pantherophis guttatus, 1889 nucleotides long. RefSeq names its product transmembrane protein 230 (gene TMEM230). Gene Ontology annotation, cellular component: synaptic vesicle; endomembrane system. Lineage: Eukaryota; Metazoa; Chordata; Lepidosauria; Squamata; Colubridae. Gene Ontology annotation, biological process: synaptic vesicle transport. The record is from RefSeq and is a predicted model, not a curated record.